Molecule: messenger RNA, 2868 nt
Organism: Temnothorax curvispinosus
Lineage: Eukaryota; Metazoa; Arthropoda; Insecta; Hymenoptera; Formicidae
Exons: 12
Biological process (GO): unsaturated fatty acid biosynthetic process
Cellular component (GO): endoplasmic reticulum membrane
Molecular function (GO): stearoyl-CoA 9-desaturase activity; iron ion binding
Source: RefSeq, a predicted model, not a curated record
AAAAACGUAUCGGAAAACGCAUCGGACUUGUCUGAAAUGUCUGCAACAAAAUUCGGAAAAUCUAUAAGUGACAAGGCAUUGACAAAAGAAUCAUACAAAACCGAUUACGAAUGGAAAAUUAUUUGGCAAAAUGUCAUCAUUUUUGCCUAUACCUAUCUUGCUGGCUUUUACGGGCUAUACGUGCUUUGUUUCCAGGCUAAAUAUCAGUCGGUUAUAUGGCUUUUUGUCGUUGGUUUGGCCGCGAGCAUGGGCGUCACCGCUGGUGCUCAUAGAUUAUGGGCCCAUCGAUCUUACAAGGCAAAAUGGCCCAUGAGAUUUAUCCUAAUGAUUUUUCAGAGCAUCGCCUUUCAAGAAAGUAUUUAUAAGUGGGCCAGGGACCACCGAGUGCACCAUAAAUUUACCGACACCGACGCGGACCCGUAUAACUCGCGCAGAGGAUUCUUUUUUUCGCAUAUAGGGUGGCUUCUGAUUCGACAUCAUCCUGAUGUCGCGAGAAAAGGUGCUACAAUCGAUUGCAGUGAUCUGAUGCAAGAUCCAUUCGUGGUAUUUCAAAAAAAGUGGUACAUGUAUUUGAUGUUACUCUUCUGUUUUAUCAUACCAACGUUAGUACCAUGGUGGGCAUGGAAUGAGAGUUUGUGGUGUUCGUGGAAUCUUGUGGUCUGCAGAUAUUUGUUAAACUUGAAUUCUGCUUUUUCGGUGAAUUCCGUGGCUCACAUGUGGGGUAUGAAACCAUACGACAAAUCACUUAGUUCCGUCGACAAUGCUGGAGUUGCUAUCGUAGCGUUUGGUGAAGGCUGGCAUAACUAUCAUCACGUGUUUCCUUGGGACUACAAAACGGCUGAACUUGGAAAUUAUGCACUCAAUUGUACCACAGCUUUCAUUGACUUUUGCGCUUAUUUAGGUUUGGCUUACGACUUAAAAACCGUACCUGCUGACAUAAUAAAAAAACGCGUUCUUCGAAAUAUACCUCCUCAAUCACCCUCGCGUUCGAGAGAAACAUUUACAUCGAUAUUUGAGCCUCGUCCUCUUAAAAAUAAAACUCUGAGUGUGAAUAAUAUUCUACAAUUAUCUGUUUCGAUAACAAUAAUUGCUCCGGUAAUUGCUUUAUGGAUAAUUGUUACGAUAACUAAUUGUGUAAAAAUAUCAGUUAUCUUACAAAUAUAUAGAUAUAAAUCUUCAUUCCUGCAGUUUGAAAAGCGUAAAGCUGAUAUUUUGGAUUCUCGGCCCAGCAAUUCGAAGACAAAGAUGGCACCAAAUAUUUUAAGCACAAAUCCAAAAAUACUUACGGAGAAAGUUAUUCAAGAGGAAGACUCUUCCGCUGCUAUGAAGAUACACGAUGAAAAUGGCAUACAAAACAAAAGUGAAAUCUAUACAAAACCUGAAGGCUGGUCCAAAAUGGAACUGAAGUGGCUUAAUAUAAUAUAUUUUAGUUUUCUCCAUUUAUACUUCGUAUAUGCCUGUUUUACUUUUAAAUUUCUCGAAAAUCUGAAGACUACCGCUUGGAUAUUCGGCAUGGCUUUGAUAUCAGGGCUAGGCGUCACCGCUGGUGUUCAUCGUUUAUGGACCCACCAAGCUUACAAGGCAAAAUGGCCACUUAGAAUUAUACUUGUCGUUUUCUACGUUUCGUCUGGCAUGAAUAACCUGUAUGACUGGGUGCGAGAUCAUCGGGUACACCACAAGUAUACAGAUACAGACGCAGAUCCGCACAAUAGUAGCCGAGGAUUCUUUUUUUCCCAUGUCGGUUGGUUGAUGAUGAAGAAACAUCCGGAGGUGAUCCGAAAGGGUGGUCAGAUCGAUAUGAGCGAUAUAUUGGCCGAUCCUAUCGCCACAUUUAGUUGCAAAUAUUUCAAUAUUCUUAAAUUUAUCUUUGCUUUCCUGCUUCCGGUGAUGGUACCUGUGUAUGGAUGGAAUGAGACUUGGUAUAGAGCCUUCAUAUCGCAGAUUAUUAUUCGUUAUACUUUCGUUUUAAAUGGCACAUGGAGCGUCAACAGUGCGGCUCAUAUCUGGGGCUCAAAGCCAUACGAUUCGUACAUAAAUCCAACAGAAAAUCGAUGGGUUAGCAUUAUAACAAACGGCGAAGGAUGGCACAAUUACCAUCAUGUCUUCCCGUGGGACUACAAGGCUGCCGAGUUACAAUAUUCCAAGCUCGCAACUACAAAUUUUAUCAACUUCUUUGCGAAAAUCGGGUGGGCUUACGAUCUCAAACAACCAUCGCAGGAGCUCGUGAAGACCAUCGCGAUGAAAAAGGGUGACGGGAGUCAUCCCUUGUGGAGUGCUGUGCCGUAUCCAGCCAGUAAAAUUGAAUAAUAAAAAUGAUUAACAAUAAGAGUGGUCUCAUUUUCACGAUAAAAAGUUUCUUUGGAUCAAUUAACAGCUGUAAAUGCAAUAUGAUUAUGACAAUUUAUAUACGUUUAUCAAUAUAACAUAAACUUAUACGUUUUCGUUUUUUUAAGAAUGCAAUAAUAUUUCCUUAUAAAUUAUUUGACAAUUAAUAAACACUGCAUUUUUCAUUAUUUCUUCGAUUUAAGGUAGUUAAAAAAAAAAUGAAUACAUAUUACAAUAGCAUAUUGUAACAGUAUGUUUCGUUUAUGUCAUAAUCAAUAACUUAUCUUUAAUUAUUAUGUAACUAAUAAAAUUAAUUCAAAUAUUGAUACCUAUUUGAUUGUUGUUUGUAAUGACGAAGUAUUUGGGAUAUUAUUAUAAUACAUGAUUAUAAUUUCACCUUUGUUUAUUGCUCUCGCGUGCUUUAUUUCCUAUCGGUACAAAGAAAAAUGCUCAUAUCUUCAGUCGGACAUAAUUUGACCUUACCGGAUAAAUAUAUUUUAGUUUUGUUCUUAUGCCUAAUAAAGAAUAAGGUAUGCCACUGAA